AUGGCACGCUCGCUGGCCUUCGUCCUCGUUUGUGCCGUUUCUCCGGCCGAUGCAGACUGGGCACUGCUGAACUUGAUACGUCACGCGGAGCGAUAUGCGGACAAGUCGAUCACUUACCUGGCGCCCGACGGCAAGGACCGUGCCGAGUACAUCGCGCGUUGUGCUACGGCAAAAGCGCCAAGUCUGAUGUUUCCACGGCCGCCCUCGGCUCUGCUGGCAGGGAAGCGAGAAGAACUCACGGGGCACAACUCAACACGGCCGUGGGAGACCUUGCACCCCUUGGCAACGAAGUCCGGCCUUCGACUUGACAAUCAUGUGGAUUUCCAGGAUGUGUUGGGCUUCAAGGCCUAUCUGAAGACCCUUCCGAGUGGAAGCAGCGUGUUGGUUGCCUGGGAGCACAAGAUGAUGGGCCAGCUGGCCCAGGCUGUGGAUCCAGAGGGCCUCGCACCUGCAAAGUACCCAGACCAUUGCGACUCAGAGUGGAGAGAGCCUGAGUAUACCAUGGGUGCCUGCUACGACGUGAUCUGGCAGUUUGUGUUGUAUCGCAGCCCGGGAGAGAGCUGGCGGGCCAAAGCCUUUUCUCAUUUGCACAUGGGCUUUGCGGGUCGCGGCUCCAAAUGCGCCGAAGCUUUCGAGCCCUUCUCCAAUCCCGGCAGCUGGCCUCUCAUGGAGGAAGGCGGUGUCUCGAUGGUUGCACCUGGGAUGAUCCCAGCGUGUGCCCUUGGCUUCUGCUCUCUCCUUUUCGUGCUUGGUCGCCUACACGCACUUCUCCCCGUUCAAACCCGAGGGACCCGUCUUGGAAAAGAGCCGCUUCUAGAGAAGAGCCCAUCUGAGAAUUACAUCCUGGUCUGCUGA
Molecule: messenger RNA, 855 nt
Organism: Symbiodinium sp. CCMP2456
Lineage: Eukaryota; Dinophyceae; Suessiales; Symbiodiniaceae
Source: the annotation of a GenBank genome assembly